This is a messenger RNA of Exaiptasia diaphana, 3002 nucleotides long. Its product is annotated as tetratricopeptide repeat protein 28. Gene Ontology annotation, molecular function: protein binding. Gene Ontology annotation, biological process: regulation of apoptotic process. The record is from RefSeq and is a predicted model, not a curated record. The transcript is spliced from 6 exons. Lineage: Eukaryota; Metazoa; Cnidaria; Anthozoa; Actiniaria; Aiptasiidae. The coding region runs from base 77 to 2611 and encodes 844 amino acids.
UUCUUGCAUACAUUCGGGGUCAAUAGUUAAUUUUUGGCUACCACAAGAUAAAAAAUACCAUUUUAGAUUAAAUGCAAUGGAAGUUAACGAAAACAAAUCCAAACUUUCUGAGAAAAUGAAGCGAAUGGCACAUAUUAUGCGUUGUCUUCAGACGCUUACAGAUGAAGAGUUUGAAAUGAUGGUAUACUUAAGCAGUGAAGAAUUGGAUCUGUCGUCUGAUGACCAAAUUACUUUAAAAAAUGGAUCUAAGGUGAAUUUUUGUCAAACACUGGAAAGAAAGGGCUACCUGUCAGAAGAAAAGUUGGAAUUUCUUGUCGAAUUACUUGAAGCGGUGGGUCGGGAAGACCUUAUUGAAAAUAUUGAAACACAUGGAAAUGACAACGGUGCCCCUAUUAACCAGGUGAAAGAGAAUAAAUGUGCUACGAAAAAUCAUCACGAUCAAGAGAUCUAUGUAUGGUGUAGAAGAGAAAACAUUGUUAAGUGUCUAGCCGGGGCGACGGUGAUUGGAGGUACCGUAUUAGUGUGCAGGAAUUUUUCUGAUAAACCCGAGUAUGUUGCACCAUUGAUUAAUAGCGUGGUCCUUCCAGUGGGGACCUUCAUCAAGGAUUUAUUUAAAGGAUCAUCGGUUAUAUUGGUGAUUGAAGCUACAGAUACUGAUACUCUUGAUGAACUAUGGAAAAGAUAUAAGAGCGGUAAACUGGCAAAGGACCUAGAAACGGUACUGAUUGGCGAAGCAAAUCAAGACCCUUCAGGUGAUGUGGAAUUUGAAGUUGAAAUUAGCGAAGAAAAUUACAAAGAUGUUUAUCAUACGUUGUUAAAGAAACAAAAAGCCAAGAUGAACCGUCGCUAUUCUGACCCUACACUGCCAAUAUCGCAAGGUUACCAAGCAUUUGGUAAGUCGCCCUUAAGCAGGAGUGACGACAACUUACAGCGCAGAAAAGAAUACCUCAAGCAAGGAGACCCACCAUCAACCUCCAAAAGAAGGAAUGCAGAUGCUGAAGGAAGCAAAGUAAAUGCUUAUUUCAUCCUUGGAAAACAUUUCCUGUCUUUAGGGCAACACGCCAAAUCCGUUGCCCUUCUUGAAAAGUGCGUAAAGGUGGCGAAAGAUUGUGAUGGUCAAGCUGAAAUGGAGGCUCAUUUGGCGCUAGGUAAAGCUCAGUUCUUAAAUAAUCAAUAUGAAGAUGCUGUCAUCAGUGCACAGAAUUGCAUUAAGAUGGCCAAACAAAAGGAAGACAAAGCUACAGAAGCGCAUGCGUACAAUUUACAGGGAAGCAUUUACUGCUCCUUGGACUAUCAAGAUAAAGCAAAAGAAUGUGCAACCAAAUCUCUUGAUAUAGCAGAACCAUGUGGUUUUCAAGAAGUCGAAGUAGAUGCUUGGUUUAUACUUACAAGUGUUUCUUGCUCCGAGGGUCGCUAUGAUGAUGCAUUUUGUUACAACGAUAGAUGCAUGCAAUAUGCUCAAGCUACAGGUGACAAAUCAAAAGAAACGAGGUGUCACUUACUACGUGGGAGGGCAUUCUAUGAAUCGAGUCAGUACGAGGAGGCCAUCCAUGAAAUCAAGAUAGGUCUUGAAAUGGCAGAAGAGAAAGGUGACAAACAAGCAGAGAUAGAUGGUUGCUUGAUAAUGAUCAUGCUAAAGAAUACUUUGCACCGCUACGACGAAGUUGAAAUACUCAGCAAAAAGUGCGCGGAGUUGGCUAGGCAAAGUGGCAAUACAGCCGCUGAAAUCAAAGCAUACCUGGCCCUCGGAAAGAACUACCAACUCCAAGAGAAAGAGGACAUUGUGCAAAAAUAUUGUGAAAGAUGUCUUCAAGUAACAGAAGCAACGCACGAUGAGCGUUUUAAGAUGCAUGUGUAUCUGUCACUGGCCAAGCUGUACCAGUCAAUAAAUCGUCACAACGAUGGAAUCGUUUGCAGCAAAGCUGCCAAGGAGCUUGCCAAAAGAUGCUGCUCAAUUGAUGUUGAAAUGAAGGCAUUUUUUCUACUUGGCAAAUCACACAUAGAUAUUGACAAAAAUGAAGAGGGCAUAGACUUCCUCACGSAAUGCAUCGAGAUCUCCAAACAAGCACAUAACAAACAGCAAGAGGUAGAAGCAUAUUUAUCAAAAACUAAAGCCUGCUUGAGCCUGAAGAGGUACUCUGAAAUUGUUCAGCACUGUAAAAAAUGUAUUUUAAUGGCAGAGGAAAUUGGCGACAGGAAAUCCUCUACAAAAGCUCAUCUAGCUAUGGCACAUGCAUAUCAUGGAAUGAAGAAAUACAACGAUGCUAUUGAAUGGGGAUUGGAAUGCCUUGAAUUAGCAGAAAAGAGAGGCGACAGAGUAUCACGAAUGAAAGUUUUGUUUUUGAUGUCUGAAGUAUACUACAGAAUGGGGCAGUAUCAUCUAGCUUAUUAUCGUGGUAAAGGUUGCAUUCAGAUGAUUGCUGAUUUAAAGGACUGUCUCACGCUAUUCCAGUCAGACAAAGAGGCAAAGAAAUACAACAUUGCAUAUGUAGUGUACGGCACUGAGAAUUGGCUAGAGACUGUCAAAGACAUUUAUGACAAGGAAAUAGAAUCAAAUGCGUCCGCAGUGCUUACCAAAGCAUACAAAAUCCUGCGGCAAAUUGAAGAAUAAAUGACAUUUGUUUGAACUGAAUGAAUACAUUGAUUCCAGAUAAAUAUCAUUUUAAGGACACACACCGAAAUUACCAUUUGAUGAUUUAGCACGUAUACUACAUGGGAUUCCUGKUCGUUCUGGCUUGGCCAUGACUGGAAUGUCAGCUCUUUCUUUAAUUCCUAAGAAUUACCUGUUAGAAGUUAAGCCGCGUUUCCGAAGAAUUAAUACGAACUACGCAACAAGAUUGACCAAAAGAGGCCAGAACAUUUUUUUUUUACUUUUCUAAUAUCACGCACGUUUGCAUCACUUUUCAAUAUACAUGCACAACAUUAACGCAAUUAAAAGACUUACUUAUAAAAGCGUUCUUGUCAAAACAAGCUGUUCUGUYCAAAUAUGUGCCAUAUCUCAA